Wasmannia auropunctata (little fire ant) is the source of this 7526-nucleotide messenger RNA. RefSeq lists its product as uncharacterized. The record is from RefSeq and is a predicted model, not a curated record. The transcript is spliced from 15 exons. Lineage: Eukaryota; Metazoa; Arthropoda; Insecta; Hymenoptera; Formicidae. The coding region runs from base 502 to 4287 and encodes 1261 amino acids.
GCCAUCGCCAUCGUGAGCUCCUUCACACGAUCGUCGACGAGAGCGAACUUUUAAGGUGGUCCUUCAGUAAAUCGAGCUACGACAGAAAUGUCUAAUUCUUUGAUAUAAUGAAGUUGAAGUAUCGAACUUGGCGUGUGUAAAAUUCUAGGGUAGAUCAUCGAUGAAAUAAGAGAGAAAAAAAAUGUUGAAAAUAUAUCUUUUCACAUAUAGUGCAGCGCGAGUACUUGAGUACUACGUACGAGGCGGCGAUUUCCCGGUGCUAAAAGCGUGAUUUACACACGCCGCCGGAUUAAAAAGUGUGCCCGCGAGAGCGCGAGCGGUUACGCAAAUCCCCAUGACAUCCGACACCCCACCUCUGCGAAGCCGACGGCCGCUCGUCGCCGUCGCUGCUAACGCUGCCUCCACGCCUUCCACCGAAAUAGAACGAUCUAUUUACGGAUCAGGCAUGGAACCUAUCGCAACGGUUGCGCGGCACAGUUAAGGUCGGGCGGUUGAUGCCUGAUGGCGCGGGCUGGAACGCAACGCUGGAGAAAUCCUGCUCCAGAAGGUGACGAUGUGCAACGAUCGAUCGAGCUGUUGGACAAGGUGCUCUCAGAGUACGACGAGCACGACGCGGAGGGCGAAGGUGGCGGCGGCGGCGGCGGCAGCGGUGGCGGGAGCGGAAGUGGCGGGGGCAUCGGGGAUUGCGGCAGCAGCACGGAACCGAGUAUUGGCCUCACGCCCGACGACGAGAGUCCGUCCUUAGGACACCAAUCUGAGGACGACGGUUACAUGAGUAUGAAUGGUCGGAAGGCGAAAAUGGCGCUGGUAGCAUUACGCCCGGUUCCGGAUUGCCCGGAGCCGCAGGAUCCCGCGGGUGUCUCGACGCAGGAAUUCCCGCCGCCCCCGGAAGAAGCCGAACGUAUCAUCUCGACUCUUCUGCCGAUGGUUUCGCCAGGAAACUCGUCAAAGAGGAACGUCGUGGGCCAGGCCUCGGAGCGACGCAGCAAUGCCGGCGGCCGGCAGCAGCAGUGGAUGGUGGCCGUGGAGGAUAGCAUGCGUCACGGGAACGCGGUUACCACGCAGACCACUCUCCCGAAGACCCGCCACCAGCGGCCGUACGGCUGGGAGAACGGGACCGUGGAGUCGUUGCGGUUGGCCCAACCGCCCAGUCCGCCCAGUAAAUUCGCCAGCCUGCCGUACGACGGCAAGGUGUCCUUCAACUGGAUCCCACCGCGUACGAAUCCCAGCGCGGUGGAGAAGCACCGGGAGGUGCGCCGUCGUUCUUCGGAGGACUGCCUGGAGGACGGGGACGGCGCGGGCGGCGGUCGGCAGCGGCAGGGCAGCCCCGAGCUGCGCGCCGUCGUCGGAGCGAGGAAGCAGCAGCGCCAGCAAAACGAGAUCAUGAAGUCGAGCAGCGUGGAGGAUCGCCUGCUGAUGAACAGGUCGGACAAGGAGUCGUCGACGCGACGCAGCCGCAACGAUUCGGACUCGAGCGAGGGCCGGUUCUCGCGGAACUCCGAGUCCGAGAGCCGGUCCUCGAUACCGCGCUCCAGCUCGGUCAGCGUCGAGCGGUUCUCGAUGCGCGCCAACUGCGACUCGUCGGACUUCUCGCGCGCCAACUCGACGUCGAACGAGCGCUUUCACUCGGACUUCUCGAUCGCGGUGGCGAGCGCGAGCUCCAACGACCACGUGUCCGUGCCGACCUCCGAGCCGUUCUCCAUACGCAACCUCGACUUCGUCUCGUUCGCGCUGCCGCGCGCGGACUCGAGCGAGCGCUUCUCUGCGCCCGCGUCCGACCGUUGCUCCGAGGAGCGCUACUCCGACCUGUUCUCCACGCGUAACUCCGACUUCUCCGCGCGUAACUCGGCCGACUUCAGGACGCAGUCGGAGGAGGAGCGCUUCUCCGACGAUUCCCUGGAGGAGCUGCUGCCGCCACCGCCGCCCAUCAGCAAGAGACACUCCAUCGCGUGGGAGGUCUCUCUGGAGGACGAUCCUCUGUACGCACCCGGCAGCACCAAGGUUGUCGGCAGGAGACGACGAAAGAGCAGCGAUGUGUCAAGUGUAGGUUCCGCGUCGAAGCUGCGCGACUUCGACGACUGGCAGGAUCAACGGCUGUCGACGACUGAUGACGAUCUGAUCUCGCCGUAUUCGGACUCGUCCACGAACGACCUCGAUCAGAUACGGCCGCAGGAGUUCACGAAGAACGGCACCUACGUCAUACGGCGCGGCCGCAAGAAGGAGCGUAAGGUACUGCCGAAGACACCGACCAAGACCAAAAGCAUGUCCUUCGAGAACAGCGAGGAGGCGGGGGGCCGAUUGUCGGACGUGAAACGAUACUCGAGCACCUUCGACAACAUCAAGAGCCUGCUGAAGGAAGGCAAGCUGGAGGGCCUGAACGAGCCGCCGGCGGAAUUCGCGUUGCCGGUACCGCCACCGGAUCUGAUCCGGGUCGUGUCGAUGCCGGCGAUCAACAACGACGCCGGCAGUCGGGCCCAGCUGGAGAUCACGGUGGAGGAGGAGGAGACGUCCGACAUCUCGGACAAGGAUAGAGAGCGCGACAACCUCGAGCUACCUCGGCUACCGCCGUCGCCGGUCGAGGAUGAUCAAGUGGACAAUCCCCGUUUGAGUCGAUCGAGGGACUGCAACGGCGUCCCGACGGCGCCUAACCUGGCGGAUCUGGAUCAUGUCGGCAGGUCGUCGGCGAACAGCGCGCUGCUUGCCGAGCCCACGGCGAGGAGGAAACUCGCGAGCGCGGUGAGCGACGAGCGGCUGGCGUCCAAGAUCCCGGUGAAUCUGCUGAUCGAAGAUCAGAUCGUGAAGAAGGCGCUCAAGGAGAAUCGCCGGCAGCUGGAGAAGGUGAGCGACGCGAUCAAGGAGAUCGAGAACGUGAAGAACAGCGAAUCCUACUGCGAGAGCAAACGCUGGCGGAACGGCGACCUGAAGCAGAGCUCGAAGCGGAACAGUUUCGACAACGAAUUCCCCGCGCCGGUCCAUGACGACCGCCGGAAACCAAUGACGAUCGACGGCAGCCCCUACGACAGGACGCGUGGUAGGCAGCAUCAGCAGCAGCAACAAUACAGCUCCGACUCCGAGACGUCGAAGGCCAGCUCGGACGCGGACUUCGCGGACCGGAGAAAACUGAACGGCGCGACCGACGUCAUCUACUCGUCCGGCAGGCGGUUGCGCCAGAAUGGCAUCGAGAACCACAAGAACGAUCAGAAGCAGAUCGAAAACGUGAUCGACGCCAUUCUGGAGGACUCGAAGAAUCCGGAAUUCCAGGUCAGCGUCGACGUGAUGGAGUUCCCGCCGUUGCCGCCCUCGCCCGUCGAAGAAGCCGACGAGGAGAGCUGCUCGGACGUCGGCCAGAGCGUCGUGAUGACGCCGCCGAAAUCCAAGGGUCACAGCAGCAGCCGGACCGUGGAGUACAGGCCGAGGGUGCCACCCCAUCGUGUCCCGCCGGUCAUCGACCCGAAGGAGCAGGCUUCCUUGAACACCAGGUCCAUGGACGCCGGCUUUACCCGGGGUAGACGCACACCGACCACCAAUAAUUCCAGGCGAGAGGUACCCGUAGAACGGAGAACUCUGCCCACCGAUUUGCCAGGACCAUCUCGCCGGCGUCCGUUCACGAAAAGGCACUCACCGUCGGCGGAGGCGUGCUCCUCCGGGGGUAGCAGCGGCGGCGGUGGUACCGGCGGCAGCGUCGUUACCGGCACCGGUUCCGGUAUGCAGACAUCGUGUUCCCUACCGGAGACCCCGGUGUUCGCCAGGGGCAGCGACAUCCCCAGAACGCCGCAACACGCUGGCAACCCUACGCAGUCGAGGCGACAGCCCGGUUGGUACGCACCCACCACAGCUACCGGCUAUCGACGAAACAAUCCCGGUUUGGAGCAGGCCAUAAUCGGCACUGAACUUCUCCGGCUGGCGGGGGGCCCGAAUCGCGGAUGGUAUCCCACUAGGAAAGCGAACCAGCCGCGGCCGGCAUCGAUCGAACAUCUCGAACGGCUAAACAAUGCCUAUGACGCGCGAUUACCGAGCACCGGGGACCAGAGGAAGCCGCUGACUCUGCCUACGAACAUCACACCCAACAAAUACUUCGGCCAAAGUAAGCACAGCUCCGCCUCCAGCACUCGCGAGGCGCUACGGAGGGUCACUAGCUUGCUCAUCAAGAAAGGUAAGCGCCGGGGAUUUGCGCUGUUAGAAAGAGAAAAUACUCGAUGCGCGGACGGCGGCGACGCGCCCAAAAAGAAAGGUUUCUUCAAGGGUUUCUGGAAGCGGUCGCGCCACUACUCUCUGGAGAACCAAUAGCCCAGGUGCGCGAGGGUGACGAGCCACCAGCAUCACCAGCAGCGGUGUAGGCAGACGCGGCAGCAGCAACAACGGCAGCGGGGUAUCGCGGCCACCACGACCCUCGCGAGCAACCCCUGCUGCUGUAUCGUCCAGUAACCCCGAUUUACACGCCAUAUAUCGACCGCGACCGUCUUCUCAUCUCUCUCCAAACCUCGUUCCCCUUUUGCACUCGCGACACGGUGCACAUCCCUCCGCGUUCUCCCCCUCGCAUGCGGAAUUCUUGCGCGUUUCACCCCCUCCCUCCUUCUCCGCAAAAUCUGAUCGGCUACAUUUUACAUUAGCAUGAACGGAUCUUUAUCAUCAUUUGUGAACCAAAAUAAUAUUCUGCGUAUAAUUUAAUAACUUUGAGAACCUUUGAGUCUAUGUACACACUCAUGAAAUACACACACUGCACACACACAAAAAUACACAGAGCACAAAUUUACGAAAGAUUAUUCUUUACAUUAUAUCUUGUAUCUUUAAAAAAGAGAAAAGAAAACAAACUCCAGAACUCUGUUGUAUGUACAUAGAUUAUAAUGAUAUAAUUGAUCUUUUUUUGUAUCCGCCCUUAACGAUAUAUUAAAACAAAAUCUAUCCUUUUUGUUCCUUUCAGAACAAGGUCAGCCGGCAUUCAUUUUUCAGGUCCACCACAAUAGGGUGAGUCUUUGCGUGUAUGUUACUCGGUCCCCCAUUUAUUAAUUUGACACUCCUUCCAAAUCCUCCCUCCAUUAUCGGACAUUUUGGGUUAAUGAUUAAAUUGAUAAAUCUCGUAUGUUGUACAAGUGUUUUACCGAUUCAAUCAUUAACCAACUUCUGAAGAAAUUCCGAAAAAGGGAUAUCCCCCGCGAUGUGAUUUUGCACGCGAAAAUCUCCGAGAGCUUUCACGUGAAAUAACGAGGUGCGCCAAGUCUUACUUAUCGUCGUUAAUCAGCUCUCGGAGAAUUUGCGCAAGAAUCGUCGGGGGAAUCCCGAUUACUUUCGCGGGAGAAUGUGUCACGGUCUGUAGCUGGAACGAGAGUCGUCUCGUAUCGAAACGCUUCUUCACGCUGUUCCUCGUCACGCCGUCUGUCACGCUGCAUUGGAUUUUCUCGCCACGUAUAUUAUUAUCGCGCGCGCCUAAAGAGACUCGCGCGCGAAUUUCGUGCCCCACGGCGAAACGGCGUACGGACAUAUCGACGAGCUUCUCUCGCCAAUUGACGAACUUGUCCUACUAAUCCCAAAUUAAUUUAAACUGAUCGUUACAGCAAUUAUAUAAUUAAGAUUCGAUUUUCUUAGAAGUUAACCUAGCCUAGCAAACACAGAUUAUAACUACAAUAUUGCAGCAACAAUGUAAUAUUUCUGCAAUAUAGCUGGAAUGUUACAAUGUUGCUGCAACAUUGCAGUUAUAAUUUAUGUUUGCUAGGUUAUCUUCUAAGAAAAUCGAAUCUUAAAGCUUUUAUUAAACAAUUUUUAAUAACUUAUUUUACCGUCAGAACGUUUUCGAUAAAUGACAGUUUCGCUUUUUUUUUAUUGUAUAAACGGCCACAAUAAAAUUUUCUUAUUGUCGCCAACUCUGUAUUUCGUCAAUUGUCGAGAUCGCGUCGCUUUCACAAUUUAAAUCUUUCCAUCACCCUCCUUUUUUGUAAUCGAAAACGCACCCCUGCGUUGUAGAGACGAAACGAAAGAGAUAGAAUAAAUAACAAUAAAUGAUUAAAUAUGCGGAGUAUAUAUUUGAGUAUACUCGAGCGCGCACGUGUGUGCGUGCGUACAUGCGUGCAUGCGUGCGUGCGUGCGUGCGUGCGUGCAUGUGUAAUAUGUGCGUGCAUGAAUGUGUCUCCGUAUAUGAUAAGACGAGCAAGAGCGUGAGAAUAAAAAUAAAAAAAGAAGAAAAAGAGAGCGAGAAUAUGGGCGCAAAUGCGACGAAAUAUAAGAGAGGAUAUCAUACAGCGCAUUAUUAUUAUUGAUACGAUUGUAAGUUCAUAGAAUCAUUAACACGUUGUAAUGUUAUUAUUAAUGGGACGAUUCACGCGCGUGCGCGCAGACGCGGCGUACAACGUAUAAUAGAUACGUACGUUACAGGCGUAUAACAAUUAUACACAUACCCACACUCUGACACGCGUUAAUUGCUAAGACGAAUAAUAUUAUUGAAUAACAUUAUUGCCAAUAAAUAUACGAUUAACUUGCGGUUAAAUAGCUGAUAAUGUAAACGAAGAGAGAGAGACCCGACGAUAAAUGAUGAUAACUACGAUCGAUAUGUAUUUAAUAGAGUUUUUAAGUCAAUGUUUCGCAUUCAUCCCCUCGGACUAUCCGACUAAGACGACCGCCGGCUGUAUAACAGUCAGUCGAAUGCCAAAGACUCGGUCCCAUGGUGCAUCGAGCUCGUGAGAAACCGGAGAGAGAGACGGAAACUAUAUCGAUGAACUUUCAUUUUGGCGUCUUCUUCGUAUACAGAACGUCCCAAAUGUCCCAAAAUUCACGAAUCAAAAUACUUUAGCACUCGAAAGUUCUCGAAAAAUUUAGUGAAACUGUUAUUUAUCAAGUUUUAUUUUAAGCAAUAGUUUUUGCAUGUAUAAGCGCCUAAAGUUAGUAAAUCAGAAUUACAUUUAGACGGUCAUGCAGACACUAAUAUUUACGGACGAGCGUGACGAUUUGUCUAAAGAUAUUUGUGAUUGACCAGCUUUAAACUUUAUUUAAAAAAACUGCUAUUUCAAAUUUUAAAAAAUUUACAAACAACUAUUUUACUUAAUUUUCCGAGAACUUUCUUGCCAAUUCGGUAUUUUGAUUCGCAAAUUUCGGGAUACUCUGUAUACUUGUAAAAUAUUUUCCAUCGAUUUCAAAGCAAUUCUCGCGACAAUUGCGAUGUUUAUAUCGAGACAUAAAAAUGAACGAAAGAAUUGCGUUACUCUUUUCCGAAAAUUUACGUUUACGAUUAAAUCAUGAACGAAAGAUCUGUUUUUUUUUUGUUGCAAAUACGAUAUCUGAAUAUCAUAGUGGGAAUAAUUUUCAGCGGAAAAAUACUCUCGGAAGCAAAAGGAUAUUCGAAUGCCGUGAAAAGUUUCAUCGAAUAUUGUGCGCGCUACGAAGAAUAAUAUUGCUUUUUAUCUCGGGAUAUGUUCAGCUUAAUUUUUGCGGAGGACCUCUCAUCAGGUGUAUCUUCUUGCCUCUCGACAUUCUCGAUUACUCGUUAAAUGUUAGACAAAUUGACAGACGCUUGAGAAAUAUAAUUUAUCUUACUUAAA